This is a messenger RNA of Aspergillus eucalypticola CBS 122712, 3309 nucleotides long. RefSeq names its product tetratricopeptide repeat protein. NCBI's taxonomy places the organism in Eukaryota, Fungi, Ascomycota, Eurotiomycetes, Eurotiales, Aspergillaceae. The transcript has 11 exons. Gene Ontology annotation, molecular function: protein binding. Bases 1 to 3309 code for a protein of 1102 amino acids. The record is from RefSeq and is a predicted model, not a curated record.
AUGGGUGAUCAAUCAACAACUAACCCACGAUAUCGAUUGGUCAGAGAUUUCGGCGACAUUCGAGGGCUGCAGACGGAGGCAAAGCGACAAUUCGAUACAGAUAUUAUCCUGAGGAAUUCGUUACAGGGUGCUCCAAAUAGUCGGCAGAUCUACGAGCGGUAUGCUGCCCUCCGGCUACCUACAUAUGGGUGCAGCCUGUGGUUGUAUUUGCAUCGGCUAAAAUUGGGAUUAAUCUGGUUGGCAGAGACGGAUGAUGCUUAUCCCGGUGUUGCAAGUACGCAGGAGGCUUUGCGUUGUUUUCCUCCGUUCCGAGACCAUGAUGGGACUAUAUUCGGUGCAGUGGAUAUCAAUUGUCCCGACUGCAAUGCGGUUUUUUCUUCGCUAAGCGAGUUGAAACAUCACUAUCUAACGAAAUACUGUCCUGGCACUGCAAUUGCCGUAUAUGUGAUGACGCGGGACCGGUAUCUGAUCCUUGUCCACUACCGUUAUAGUCUAAUCACGAAAGGUUACCGUGUUGAGAAACGUUUCAUCCCGCUCAACUCCCGGCCGAUUUGCUUUUUCUGUGGCAACUGUGAAAGGCCAUUCACAUUUGGCGAUGGUGAGGAGGAAGGGCUUGAUCGGCAACGAACGGGAUACCAGCCGAUCUUGAACGAUCCGCGGGACGACAUCGUUGUUAGGGGCACAGCGAGAGACAUGGCCAGUGCUAAUCACAGUCGAAGUUCUAGCUUUACGCAAAAAGGCUCCAUGGGUUCCAAAGUCCCAUCAACGAACGGCACUGGGGACCAGUCCUUUUCCAAAAAAGCCCGAAAGAUACGUGAUUCAUGGUCGCUCAGAAGAGAGGAGGAUGAGCUGGUCGCUAUUGGAUUUGCGGGGCUAUAUGACCUGGAACGAGUACAUGCCCCCCACGGCAUCUAUCAGCAAAUUGAAGGCAACAAUGAGCCGGGAACAGCUCUGUCAACAAUGAGCUACGCUACGAAUGGAGUUAAUUACAAUGGAUCCAUUGUGGAGUCUAAACGGACGCUCUGUGACGAGGAAAGCGGUCAUCCGGGCCCUAAGAACGAGCUGCGGAGUGGCCAGGCUGAGAAAGAACGCCCGCAAGCGCAACAAAGAGCUUCAUGGAGGCAAUCAUUCUUGCAGAGACUCUUCGGUCGCAAGGUCCCCAAAGGUGUCUCACGUGCACGAUCUACCUCAGAUCGCGGUAAGAAGUUGAUUAAGAGAGCGAACACUAUACGGUUCUCGUUCGUCACCAAGUACACGCGAAGCGAAAGGAGAGCAGCAACGACCCGGAGAAGUGACGUGGUUUCGACGGAUGGCCGGACGCAGGUCACUGAGCCUACGCAGGAAUCUGUCGCGGAAACCGAAUACAUGGCCUUGCUACGGGAAACGCAGAAUAUCUUCAUCCACACCCAGCAUAUCUCGGGCGGCGCAAUUGUUCACGAUGCAUCUGGGCGUCAAAGAAUUUUGAAGAUUGAUGAGAUUGCCCAGCUUUUCCUACAGAUUAAAGACGAGCUCGCGGCUGCAAGCGCUUGGUCUCGUAUCCUCCACGAACAGAUGCGAGCCCAGAAUGCUCUGAAUCAGGGGAAUCUGGAAACUGCGAUUAGCAAAUUUCACAACGCGCUGAGAUUGCUCGAUGAGUGUCCCGCAUUAGAUAUUGACAAGCAUUGCCGAGCGGUACUUCUCCAUUCCUUGGGACGAGUAUAUCGCCAUUUGGAAAGGACACAAGAGGCGACUGUCUGUUAUUUGACGGCUCUUGGAUUAUUCAAGCGGACGUUUGGGCGCGACCAUCCCGAUAACUUCGCCAUUCUGCAUGACCUAGGAGCGCUCGAUUCAAAGGAUGGAUAUGCUACACAAGCAUCGGCUUUAUACGAGCGCUCGUUUGCAGGUCGCUUGAAGACAUUGGGGCACAACGACCCAGAGACUCUGAAGAGCAUGCAGGACCUUGCCACGCUGAAGGUCGCUUUAGGCGAUUUGGAAUCGGCCCUCCUCCUUCUGGAGAAAGCAGCCCCGGCACUCGAUACGGUUUUUGGGCUACAUAAUGAAAGAACAUUGACCGCAAAGAACCAACUAUCUCUCCUGUACCACAAACUUGACCUGAAUAAGGAGGCGCAAAUGAUCUGCGGCCGAACCAUCCCACAUUACAAGGCAGUCUUCGGUAUUACCAGUCCUAUCACAAGAGAAGCGGUCAUUCGGUAUCUUGAAUGCUCUGAGAAUUUUGACUUUCCAAGUGAAAUAAAUGACAUUCUUGAUCAAUAUCAACAUUCUCGGGAACCAGACGCCCUGCGGGUCAUCCAACAUUUAGGACGAUCGUAUAUCAAUGCUGGCCUCUAUCGGGAUGCCGCGAAUAUUUUCGAAUCUUUGGUCGAAGACUUCUUGGCCAUCAAGGGACCAGAAGCAAUCGAAACGUAUGAUGCUCUCAGCGCCCUCUGUGUCUCCCACGAACAACUCGACUCUAUCGACAAGGCCAUACUUGCCUACAAACAGCUAGUCCAUAUGGCGCGACGAACCCCGGAAGACCGCUACCUGCAGACGAGGAUAGGGUUCGCCGAGGAGAGGAUAUUGGCUCUCAACGGACGAAGAAAUAUGCUCGCAGCUGAGAAUCAAGAUUGGGCAUUGCAUGAGCCCGGGCCGUGUGAGAAGUGCGGCACCCCUACCACCACCUUGUGCAACACCUGCAAUAUCUUCCGGUUCUGCAAUGAUACAUGUCACAAGGCUGCCUCCGUCUCCCAUGCUUCCCAAUGCAUCCCAUCCGUCACCCGUCUCGAAUCCAAGUCAAUCCGAAUGAAGCACAAAUGCCCCGUCCCAGCACGCGACCUUGCGAUCACCAGAAUCCGCCAACUCGACACCACCCGACCUAUCAAUAUAACAGCCAGUACCGCUUACCAUCUCGACCAUCGCAAAUUCACUACCUUCCGGAUGAAACUCAACCCAAACGUUAACACAGUCAUCGUCUUCGCCCGCGAAUCCGACAUCCGCUACACCAUGAUCAACAACCCUCCACAUCUCUUCCCGCCCAGCAAAGUCCAAUGGACCACCCCAGAGCGUCAAGAAUCUAUCUUCUACGCCCCCGCAUCCCCCGGCUCUGACCCAACAGAAGAAGCAAGAUACCUUCUCGUCGCCCCGGGGAAGAAAAUGCUCCGCGCCUUGGUCGAUAAGCGCGUACGAGUCCGUGGCGGCGGCGGCGAAAAGGAACGCUUCCGAGCCCUUGAUAUCCCCAACAAAGACCUGGUCGAAUACGCCCAGGGACUUGUCCUAAAUGAUUAUCCGUAUGAGCCGUUCAUGUACGUUUUUGAAUGGGUGUGGAAAGAUUAA